Messenger RNA from Xylaria bambusicola, 2594 nucleotides. RefSeq lists its product as uncharacterized. The transcript is spliced from 3 exons. The coding region runs from base 585 to 2132 and encodes 515 amino acids. Lineage: Eukaryota; Fungi; Ascomycota; Sordariomycetes; Xylariales; Xylariaceae. The record is from RefSeq and is a predicted model, not a curated record.
GGAUUAAGCUUCUUCUUCCAGACCCGACAAAUGAUAAGUUAUAGUCGCGACAGCCUCCCCCAUUGGCCCUUUCUCCUGUGAUAUCUCACCUUCUGUCGCCUCCAGCGAUGCACUAGCCCCGUGAUCUGGUGUUCCUGCUUGUACACUUACUGCUAGGUGCGUUAGGCGUUGGGGAUAUCAUCAGCAACCGGCGCCGGUGCUGGGCGGUACGGGCGAGGAGAGCUCUGCGAUGUCACCUCAUGUCUUGGGAGCAUCUCGUAUGUUCGCGCAUGGAAAUGGAUAGGUAGGCCGGUACCGUAGGUAUGGGACUCAUAUAAUUGUGUGCUCAAUGUCUUCCCUGGCCGUGCAAGUCUCCGUCUGUCAACUCUUCUUGUUCCUGUUGUGUUUUUGCUCAAUUCUGUCGUUUGGGGAUCCCCCUUUGGUCGGUCAUUACCUUGAUACCAACUUCUAAAGACAUUCGAUUUCCAGCUGGCUGGAGGUCAUGUUAUGCAUCAUCACUAAUUCUAAUACUGUUACGUCACUCAUUACUCUUCCCAUCGCGUGUCCCUGCAUUACUUAAGGCCAAUCAAAUACCGAAUUACAUAAUGGAGCUCUCUCGGUUUUCGUGCCUUCUUGGACUCCUUAUCCCGUAUUCCCUUGCCUUACAAGUCACGCCUAAUUCCCCUUGCGCUUCAUUCUGCAUUGACUCCGAAGGUGACGAUGUCUCUGAUCCCAAUUCCUCGACUACAACGAAUAAAGAUAUAACAUGUUACGAUUCGAAGUACAUAUCCUCACCCGUGGGCCAGAAGUUCCAAAGGUGUAUAAGCUGUCUGCAGGACAGCACGUUCUCUCAGGGGAAAGAGACUGACCAACUCUGGUUUUUUUAUAACCUCAGAUAUACCUUUGACAAUUGUAUAUUUGGCUUCCCUCAUGCAGUAGGCAUUCCGUCCACCCCAUGCUCCACGUCCACAGCCUGCGGAGCAUUGGAGAAUGCCUUGACCCAAGACGGUCUAAAUCCUAACUCACUGGACUACUCGUUCUGCGACGUUGACGGCGGAGCCAUAACCAGCUCUUCACUCGAAAAGUGCGCCUCUUGCGUCAGUGCCUCUGAGGAUCAAGGCUUUCUAGUUAACUACCUAGUUGCACUCGAGGCGGGCUGUAAUCAGCGACCGAAAGCCGGAACAGCAAUAGGACUGACCGAUACGGUCUUUGCUCCUACUACGAUCAGUGCUACCAAGUCUUCCUCAAAAGAUGCCGAGGAUGACCAAGCCGCUGUCCCAACAGCCACAAUUGUUGGGAUCGCUGUCGGUGCCUCAGUCGUUGCCUUAUUGAUUGCCGGCUUGUUCUUCAUCUGCUAUCGGAAACGGCGAAAUCGACGCCUCAUCCUUGAGGGUGGUGAGAGAAGCAGCUCCCGACGAAGCCAUCGCCGCACUACAUCCCCUCUUUCCUUCCGUUGCCAAGCUCGAACUCCGCGAUCUCCCGUUUUCUUCCCAAGUCAAUCGCACAUUCAGAUCGAAGACGAGGAAAAAUACUGCUCGAACCCAAGCCUCGCGCUGGGAUCCCACCGCGUCACUCCCGAAAAGGUAACAUCAAGGACACCGCCAGCACAUUGGCAGCCCCGAGUCACUGCCCCAGUACAAUCUCGCCCACUAGCCGCUCGACAGUCGCUGCAUAACAUAUCGACUGCGGCACCCACUGUACCAGAUAGUGUCCACCAUUCCACCUCACCAAAAGCAGCCUGGUUCUCUCCCCAUGAAGAGACGCCCGUCAGCACAACGAGUACGGGAAGCACAGCGAACCUCUUACCGCUGCGAGUCUACAACCCGGCUGAAUACGGCGUGUCUUCGCCGCAUAUAGGUAGCUCUAUCGAUGGGUCGUAUACAAGCCCUACGUCGGCGUCGACAGCGAGCCCCCUGAUAAGUCGGCUCUGGGAAAAACAGAACCCAGACUCCAUGUCUCCUAUAUGGGAGGUGCCGCAGCGCGAGACCGCCAUUCUGAAGCCGAGGGCUGCGGGCGCUCUGGAGCGUAUCCGAGUCCCGUCUAGUCCGGGAAAGAGAAGGGUUAGCAACAGUGGCAGUCCGGUUGAAUCCCAACAGAUCAAUAUGAGUUUUCCUGGACCGCCUAGCCCGGGAGUCCGUUGGGGACGGACAUAAGGGUAUGGAAGGUGUAUGUGUAGGAUUGGAAGUAAUUUGACCUAAUGGGAUAUCCCUUUUUAUUGAUGCCUUCUGCCGAAGGGGAUGUUGAGAUGGUUCUUGGUUCCUUCAUGCUGGGUUGUGUCAUAUGAUAAGAUCAUCAUUGAUCGUGUAGACACGUACGUUAGGGUCUCACAACAUUUCGGUUCCUGGCUGGAAGUAGUCACUAGCUAGCAUCGAAUAGAUGCAUAAGUAUAAACACCUUGGAAUUAUUUGAACUGAAAGCAGAUGGACGAAAGAUGAGAUGAUGAUCAAGGGAGUAGAAGGGCUAAUGUGGUAGCAUGGAGACACAUCAUAACAAAUUGGCUACACUGUCGCCUACUGUUUGCUGUUCAUUGGCCACAUAAUUGUUUUGCAACCUACUGCUAGAAGAGUUUACGAGCUUAAUAGCGCCACGGAAAAGAAUAUAACACCUUCAGGGCA